UCUCCCUCCCUCCCUCCUUCCAUCGCUCCCUCCCUCCUUCCCUCCCUCCUUCCCGCUGCCGCCGCCGGAGCGGAACCGAAAGCGAAGGCGGCGCCGGGCAGCGGCGCUCCGGCCCAGCGCGGCGGGGGCUGCGGGGUGCCGGGCUCGCUGCCCGCCAGGUUUGGGUACCUGAAUUUUGCACAAAAGGCCGAAGGGCAAGGAACAGAAAUCACUGGCAAUGAUGGGCUGUGGGAGGAAGCAGUGAGCCAGGGGGCUGGUCCUGCACCCCACACUUGGCACAUCUCCCCACCGCAGCAUGGCCAGGAUGAGGCCAUCGGUCCCUCCGUGCCGCCACGUGUCCCCAGCAGCCCUCCCGCCCCACAGCCCCUCUGCCACGCCGGAGGCUGCGGCCGCCGGGACCCCCCGGCGCUGCGGGACCCCCCGGCGCUGAGCCCCGGCCGCGCCAGCAUGGCCUCGCUCAUCGUGGUGACCGAGCACGAGGCCGCGGGCAGCGCCAGCGAGGAGGAGAUGGACGUGCCCGGCACCGAGGGCUUUGGGGAUGGCCGCAAGCUGCACCUCUCCGGCCGCAAGCUGUCCCUGCAGGAGCGGCCGCAGGCUGCCCGCUCGCCCGGGCACGGCGACGGUGCCAACCAGCGCUUCAUCUACCCCUCGCUGCCCUACUCCCCGGUGACGUCCCCGCACUCCUCCCCACGGCUGCCGCGGCGGCCCACGGUGGAGUCCAACCGUGUGUCCAUCACAGGGUUGCAGGACUGUGUGCAGCUCAACCAGUACAAACUGAAGGAUGAGAUUGGGAAGGGCUCCUAUGGGGUGGUGAAGCUGGCCUACAACGAGGAUGAUAACACCUACUAUGCAAUGAAGGUUCUCUCAAAAAAGAAGCUGAUGAGACAGGCGGGCUUCCCCCGCCGCCCGCCGCCCCGCGGGGCCAAAGCUGCUUCCGAGGGCUGCCUGCAGCGCAGGGGGCCCAUCGAGCAGGUCUACCAGGAGAUUGCCAUCCUGAAGAAGCUGGACCACCCCAACGUGGUGAAGCUGGUGGAGGUCCUGGAUGACCCCAGUGAGGAUCACCUGUACAUGGUAUUUGAGCUGGUGAAGCAGGGCCCUGUGAUGGAAAUCCCAACCUUGAAACCUCUCAGUGAGGACCAGGCUCGGUUCUACUUCCAGGAUCUGAUCAAGGGCAUUGAAUACUUGCACUAUCAGAAGAUAAUCCAUCGGGAUAUUAAACCUUCCAACCUCCUCGUGGGGGAAGAUGGGCACGUCAAGAUCGCCGACUUCGGAGUGAGCAACGAGUUCAAGGGAGCUGAUGCCCUCUUAACCAACACAGUGGGCACUCCUGCCUUCAUGGCCCCAGAAACCCUCUCAGAAACCAGGAAAAUCUUCUCUGGAAAGGCUUUGGAUGUCUGGGCCAUGGGGAUCACGCUGUACUGCUUCGUGUUUGGGCAGUGCCCUUUUAUGGAUGAAAGGAUCUUGAGUUUACACAAUAAAAUCAAGACCCAAACGUUGGAGUUCCCAGACCAGCCAGAAGUUACGGACUUCUUGAAGGAUUUGAUUACACGGAUGUUGGAUAAAAAUCCUGAAUCUAGGAUUUCGGUCCCAGAAAUCAAGGAAAGUACUGUGCAACAGCCUUUCGCAGGAGAUUUCUGGUCCUUCGCCCCUGCGGGAGCCUGGAAGGGGCGAGAAGCUGAGAGAAUGGAGACCAAGUUGCACCCUUGGGUCACCAAGAACGGAGCGGAGCUGCUGCCCACGGAGGAUGAGAACUGCACCCUCGUCGAGGUGACGGAGGAGGAAGUGGAGAAUUCAGUCAAGCACAUCCCCAGCCUGGCCACCGUGAUCUUGGUUAAAACGAUGAUCCGGAAGCGAUCCUUUGGGAACCCGUUUGAGGGGAGCAAGAGGGAGGAGCGGUCCCUGUCUUCCUCUGGAAACCUGCUGCCGAAACAAGGCAGUGAAGAUAACCUGAAAUGCAACGACUUGCCCAACGUGGGAGAGGAGGAACUUCUUUCUUGAACGUGGACUUUACGGUUCUGCUGAGCAGCUCAGUCCUGGGCACGUCACCAAGCGUGCGCUGGGGACGAGGUGACCAGAGCCCAGAGCAAACACAGCAUGAUGUGGCGCUAUCUCAGUACAGUGCUGGAUGUAGAGCUCACAUAGCAGCAUGUUAUCACACCUUAUCAGACAUCUGAUUCUUUGCCAUAAACAUGGAGCAUCUCCGAGCACUUGGACUGCUGACUUCUGGUGGGAGAGGCGCUGGCGGACAGCGGAGAGGUGAGCGGUGGUGGUGAGGAGCAACAGGGCUUUGCAAAACAAAACCCACAGCAGCCAAAGGAAAAUGCGUUUGGAACUGCUUUUAGCUGGUUUUAAUGCCAAAUAAUUUGCAGGGACUGACGCCAGCGUCCCAGGGGCACGAUGCCCAUGGUGUGGCUGUGGGCACGUGCAGAAGGGUGAAGCUUUAGCCAAGUGGCAUACACAGCAGUAAAGCCAACCACACGUGUGCACUUUGAGAGUUCACGACCUACCAGGAAUGUUGUUGCAUCUAUUUCUUGUCGUUCUGGUUUGUUUUUAAUUGACACCUUUUUAACUGCAUGGGAACAAAGCAAAAACCCACCUGUUCAGCUUUUUAAAGAAUGCCUAUCUUUGUGAGCCAAGUUGUAUGAAACAGCAUCUUCAAGAAGUUCAAAAAGUGAGGUUAAUUACUUCCUCAGGUAAUUAACACCUUUCCAGAGGCCUUGGUGUGACCAGGACUUGGUAAGUUAGGUAUUCAGUGUAUGAAAGGAAAAGGUAUUUAAGGGCUUAAGUUCAGUUUGAACUAUUUUUGCUGCAGACAUAUGAGUGAAAGGUGGUGUUUAGAAUGUUUUAAACAACAGAAGAAGCACUAAUAGUUUGUUUCUAAAUAUUUUACUUGAUCUAGGUAGAUAUACUAUAAAAUAUAAAAUUCAGGGUAAAAUCCUUCACUUCCAUGUACAUUACAUGGUUUACUACAAUUAAAAAUAAUACAACUUAUGCUGGUUUUUAAGUAUAGACUUAGGGCUUGCUUAGAAUUUAAGAUUGUAAUGAUUAGCUAGGAAUUUUCAAAGAAACGUUUGUUUUCCAACUCUUAAUCUGGAUUCUGGGGCCAAUGCUAUGUAUUUUUUGCAAGUUUGUUACCAGUACUUUGUGAAUGCCUGUGGAUCAGAGGCUUGUUAGUAAAUUAAGUGUAUAUCUAGUUAAUGAAUUGUUUCUUAUGAAGAGCUCUUUCACCUUCAGUCAGAUUACUCUGAUUAUUUGUGGUGCUUGUACAAAAUAAUAAUCUGCCAUGUGGUGGGAGAGACUCUGGUGUCCAGACUCACUUUCCCAAAUUCUCUGUGCUUGAACAAAGCUGGUGAAUGAGGAGCCAGGGUUUGCCUGAGGAAAGGGGUAAGUACAGUUGUUUUGCGGAUGGAGCAUGGGACUAGGGGGGAAAAGGUCUGAUUUUUUUCCUUUCUCAGUCUGAUGUGGUUGUGUGACCUUGAACGAGGCAUUUGAUGUACCUGACAGAGAAGGAGGAUUUGAGUCUCCCAAGCUUGUGAGGGACUGAUAAGGUGUAAUUCUUUGCCCUCAGGAAGAAGGCACUAGCAGACUGCCAAGUGUCUUGUUUAAUGGUUAGGUCUCUGCCUGUUAACCCUGGCCAUGGAUGCCCUGCCCUUAGAAAGUGACCGUUCCCUUGUCUUCCUUUAUUUUAUCCUGGACAGCACAAGCAGCAGUGUGCCGAGGUCCUCGGCCCCACUGCAGUCAGACCUGGCCUGGUAAUUCCCAGUUAGGACUGGUUUUUGUCAAAGCCAGGACAGCAUUAGCAAGGGUGCAGAUCCCUACCCAAACUGUCCCUUACACCUUUGAUCACUUGAAGCGAUGUUCCCCCUAAAUUGCAAUUUAUUAUGGAAGCAUUGUGCUGCUGGCCUCUUUCCAAAGCCAGUGAGGACAGGUGGUGGUUUAGGAGCAAUACUAUGGAGUUUGGAGCCAUAAGACACGCACUGUUUUCCUCCCAUUUUAGUCCGAGGCUAUGCCAAAGCCCUGCAGCUUCAGCUAUGGGAAAACCAAACAGGUAACUUGGGGGCCAGCACUAUUGCAGCUGCCUGCUCCCCCUACACAGGACUUUUCAUUGUGGAGUUGUGUGUGAGUGGGCAGCCUGGUUCUCUAACCCUGCAAAUGGACUUGAUCUGCAAAAAAAAAAGUAAAAAGCUAGGGGAUCCAAUUCUUUGUAGGUAGUACAUAGUAGUGUGUGUGGUGUGUUUGCUAGAGGUGUGUUGUAGAGAUCUCUGUGCUGCCCACGCCUGGUUGUGAUUUGUCAGGUGAGACAGUUUACAUUGACCCAACAGGUCUGCCAGGUGUAACACAGCUUCUCAACAGCUGUACCAGCUCCCCGAUGCCCAGCCAGUCUCUGGGCCUCAGAUACUCACUGAUCAGUGUCUGACUGCCUGCCUGGGCUUGGUUACAGGAUGCUAAACUCAGCACUUCCCCAAGGUGCUCUCCAAACUGAGUGUCCCUCAGUGCAGGCUCUGCUGGGCUGCAGCCAAUGCACAUUUUGGAAGGAAACACAAUGUGGAUUUUUCUGGUUGGUCAGCCCUGUUGAAAGCAUAAAGCGUGGCCAUAUGAGGGAGAUCUCUCUAAAUGCAUGACCUGUUAGAGAAGCUGUACUGUGUAUAUAAACCUGCUCAGUUCCCCAGCUGCUGUUCCUUAGUAGUAAUGCUGGCUUUCUCCUUAUAGUGAAGUGAACAUUUUGCUUGUGCCUUGGAACUGGGCGAUAGCUUGAUUUCCCCAACUCCCUUCCUUCCAAGCAAGCCCGGUGCUGACUGUGGGCUUAUUGCUGGGUACUAAGCCUUUUUGGUUCUGAAAGCACACAGGAAAGUGCUAAGGGGAAACCAGGCCUCUUAUCUGAGUGGUUUUCCAUGGUGGUCCCCUCUCACCUAUCAGGCAAUUGAUCUGUUUCUUUUCUAAGGUCCUGAACUAUUCCUGAUUUUUAUACUGUUUGUUUAAUGACCAAGGCUUGUGUUUCACUCCUACCCCUUUAAUAUGCAUUUAACUUUAUCAGGUGUAUCAAGUUUAAAUACUGUGUAUUUACCACUUUUAAAUUAUAUUACCUAAGAAGAAAGAAUAAACCAACAACUAAGUGUUUUUCCACACAGGUGUUCAAGCUUCACUGUACAAGUUGAAAUAAAUGACAUGCAACCAAACCCAGA
This is a messenger RNA of Passer domesticus (house sparrow), 5183 nucleotides long. It is a transcript of the gene CAMKK2, whose product is annotated as calcium/calmodulin dependent protein kinase kinase 2. NCBI's taxonomy places the organism in Eukaryota, Metazoa, Chordata, Aves, Passeriformes, Passeridae. Gene Ontology annotation, biological process: protein phosphorylation; activation of protein kinase activity; CAMKK-AMPK signaling cascade. The record is from RefSeq and is a predicted model, not a curated record. The coding region runs from base 448 to 1998 and encodes 516 amino acids. Gene Ontology annotation, molecular function: ATP binding; protein serine/threonine kinase activity. The transcript is spliced from 18 exons.